Messenger RNA from Girardinichthys multiradiatus, 3737 nucleotides. It is a transcript of the gene noc3l, whose product is annotated as NOC3-like DNA replication regulator. The record is from RefSeq and is a predicted model, not a curated record. Gene Ontology annotation, molecular function: chromatin binding. Bases 164 to 2560 code for a protein of 798 amino acids. NCBI's taxonomy places the organism in Eukaryota, Metazoa, Chordata, Actinopteri, Cyprinodontiformes, Goodeidae. Gene Ontology annotation, cellular component: nucleolus. Gene Ontology annotation, biological process: DNA replication initiation. The transcript is spliced from 21 exons.
GCUUCCGGGUCAGGCGGAUCGGAACUGUUUCGGAUUGUGCCAUGGUGGUUGUAAACACGUGUUAGUUCAGCCUUCAUCUCUGACUUUGACCCAAACAGACCGAACCAGUUAUUCAGAACCAGCCGAGGAGGAGAGAACAGAGCUUCGGAGACCUCCUGCAACCAUGGGCCCGCUCCGCUCAAAGAAGCGCCGACCAACUUUCCGUCGCCUAUUGAAGACAAGCGACAUGAAGCUGGAGAACAAGGUAAAGAACCGUCAACUGAAGCAGCAGAAUGUCGCCAAGAAGCAACGCAAGGAGCAGAAGAGGAUGCGGCAGGCCAUGAAAGGCGCCGCCUUGCAGAUGCCUCGCCCACUGGAGACGUACAGGAAGAGACCAGAGGAGGAGGAAGAGGAGGAGGAGUUCCUGGAGAGCCUGCCCACAGAUAUGAUGGAUGAAGAAGACUUGCAGCAGAUGACUGCCAUGGCCCGAAAAGCAUCCUUCAUAACCAGAGACCUGUCUUCCUGCGGGCCGGUGCAUAGCAGCAAGAAGAGGAGCGCCGAUGUGGUCCGCAGCUACGAGAAGAUUCCAAGGAAAAUGGCAAAGAUGGAGGAAAAGGAGCUGAUCCAACUGCUUCCGAUCAAAGACAAAAGUGGUGUGAUCCCGAGGUGCAUCGAGAGAGCAGUUAAACGGUAUCCAAAUGAAGUAGAAGAAGAAGAGGAGGAGGAACUCGCUGAGACGCCAGAGCAAGAGGACAACGAGGGUGCGUCACCGAGCUUCAUGGAGCUGACACCGGAGCAGAGAGAGCAAUUCAGAGUUCAGGCAUUAAACAUAAAGAAACAGCGCAUUGCUAGCCUGGCUUCAACAAUCAUUUCAGAUCCAUUAAACAAUAUGAAGCGUGUGAAGGAGCUCCGGGGGAUGAUGAUGGAGGCUGACCCCAGCGUGGCGGUCUCCGUGAGGAAGAUGGUGAUGGUUUCUCUCAUGGAGGUCUUUAAAGACAUCGCCCCCACCUACAGGAUACGACCUCUGACCCCUGCAGAGAAGAACACCAAGGUGAAGAAAGAGACGCAGCAGCUUAGAGAGUUUGAGGAAAGUCUCGUGAGUCAGUACAAGUUCUAUCUGGAGGAUCUGGAACAGACCAUCAAAGACUGGAAGCAGAAGAAGAGGAAACGCAGUCAGGUAGUGAGCUUUCAGUCCUACCGCAGCCUGGCUGAGGUCUCUGUCCGCUGCCUAUGUGAACUGCUGCUCACUAUGCCACACUUCAACUUCCACAACAACAUCAUUGUCACUCUGGUUCCUCUGAUGAACGACCCCCUGAAGACGGUGUCAGACAUGUGUUGUGAUGCGUUCAGGAAGCUCUUCCAGGAAGACAGAGUGGGUGGGGCAUCACUGGCCACUGUGCGGGUCAUCUCUGGCCUCAUAAAGAGUCUCAACUACAGCGUCAGACCUGAGAUGCUUCGGACUCUGCUCAGUCUGAGGAUCAAGGAGGUGGAGAUGAAGAAAGACCUGGAGGCCACAGCAACAAAAAAGAAGUUUAUGACAAACAAAGAGAAGAAGAAGAACUUGUCCAGGAUGCAGAGGAAGUGGAAGAAGGCGGAGGAGAAGCUGGAAAAAGAGCUGCUGGAAGCAGAAGCAUCAGAGAGCAAAGAGAGGAAGACUAAGCUGCACACUGAGACUCUGAACAUCAUCUUCCUCAUCUACUUCAGGAUCCUGAAGAAAGCUCAGAAAUCUGUCCUCCUCCCUGUUGUCCUGGAAGGGCUGGCUAAUUUUGCUCACCUGAUUAACCUGGAGUUCUUUGAUGACCUGCUGAAUGUGCUGCAGAACCUCAUCCAAUCAGGAAAUCUGACCAAUCGGGAGAGUCUCCACUGCAUCCAGACAGUCUUCACCAUCCUAUCUGGACAAGGUGAUGCCCUGAACAUCGACCCUAUGAACUUCUACUCUCAGCUUUACAGAAUUCUGAUGCGGCUUCACGCCGGGGCACCCAAUGAUGACAUCAUCAUAGUACUGCGCUGUCUGGACGCCAUGCUGACUCGUCGCAGGAAGCAGGUGACCCUGCAGAGGGCCAUGGCCUUCCUCAAACGACUGAGCACUCUUAGUAUGCAUGUCAUGCCAAAUGCCAGCGUAGGAAUCCUCGCAGCAAACCGAGCCACCAUGCAUUCAUUCUCCAAGUGUGACUUUCUUUUGGAUAAUGAGAUUCAGGGUAGUGGCUUCUACCUGCCAGAGCUGGACGAACCCGAACAUUGCAACGCUCAGAACACUGCACUCUGGGAGCUUCACACACUGCAGAGACAUUUCCACCCGGUUGUAAGGCGGUUUGCAAGUCAUCUAAGUCAUGGAGCUCCCAGUGACGGCUCAUCAGCACUCAGUGUGGAGCUCUGCCGCAGGUCUCCACUGGAGCUGUUUGAAGACUACAGUGUCAAAGACAUGACCUUUAACCCACCUGUGGCUCCACCUGCCUCCAAAAAGAAGGAUCAGUUUGUGGUCGGAGCGGCACUGCUGGACGACAAGCUGCAGAAACAAGUGGAUAGCAUCCUAAAUGCUGCCGAGGACACACAGCUAGACUUUACUGCAGCACAGCACUGACACACUCAAGAUGUGUCAGAGCGAGGCUCCUGCUAGGAGGGGACCAUCGGAAGACAGAGCCUGAUUUAUGUCAGGAGACGGGAGACAUCAGCUUGGAGAAACAGGUUUAUUCUGUUUCAGAACAUGUUCAGGUGAUGUAGAAGAGUGGAAGAUCUGGUGGUGUUAUUCAUGACCCGGACUUGCUUCCAGAAUGAGACAAUAAAGACCAACAGCACACGACCGUGGUGAUUUAAAAUAUUCCCAACAUGUUGGUCUUCAUGUUUGGGGACAGCAGCUUAUUUUUAUCAAAGGAAAACCAAAAAUAAACCUGAUAAACCUGACACAUCUGUUUGUCGAUCAUUAAAACAGCAGUUCUGCAUUAGACGUCAUGUCCCGUUCCUCUGUUUUAACGUCUUAUCAGAACUUCAUAAUGUUUGAAACUGGACCUUUUGAGUGCUACAUCAUUCAGCUCAUCUGUGGUUCCUGAAGGAAAGGUUGACCAGAACCUGCUCUGUGGAGAGACAGUUUAUGGUCAUGAAAAUGUCCAGUCAAGUAGAUCGUCCUGCUGCUUUACCUGCCCUGCACUUCCAGCCCAUCCCUGACUCUGACUGAAAUGUGCUGCUUAUCUUCACUCACCCAUCUUUACAACUUUCAUAAGGAUGGGAAGUUCCAUCAUCAUUUUCGGGAUUUAUCUCUCAAUCCCACUUUUGUCCAAUCAUCCAGUCCUUGACUGCUUAAUGUCAGCCCACUGGAACCUUGUUCUUUCCUGUUUAGGUAAAAAUGAUGGUUCCAGUUUUGCUUCAACUGGUUUUUUACAGUUUGCCCUCAGACUUAUUCCUGUUUGUCUUUCAUUUCUUUGUUUGGUUUCUUUUUAUCUGGCAGAUUGCUUUGAUUUUUCUGUUCUGGUAGUCAUUCUUUGUCUGGAGGUUUCCCUUUACCAAACUGAACCCUACUGACUGGAAACAGCCAUCAGAUUAUUUUCCUUCCUCCCCUGUUCUAGUUUGGGUUUGUUUCAUUUAAUAUAAGCUCUCACAGUUUGUGUGUCACAGCUCAGGUUUUAACCACAGUUACAACAGGAAGUAAACUCAUUAAUCUUAAACUGAGUUUAAAUAAUUUUGGUUUUUCAUCUAAUUAGAAAGAACAUGUUUUUAAGUUUUGCGUGUUGUUGAGCUUUAUUUAAUAAAGUCAGUAUUUUCAA